Messenger RNA from Aspergillus clavatus NRRL 1, 7275 nucleotides. RefSeq names its product alpha-1,3-glucan synthase Ags2 (gene ags2). NCBI's taxonomy places the organism in Eukaryota, Fungi, Ascomycota, Eurotiomycetes, Eurotiales, Aspergillaceae. The transcript has 6 exons. Gene Ontology annotation, biological process: fungal-type cell wall (1->3)-alpha-glucan biosynthetic process. The record is from RefSeq and is a predicted model, not a curated record. Gene Ontology annotation, molecular function: alpha-1,3-glucan synthase activity. Gene Ontology annotation, cellular component: fungal-type cell wall. Bases 1 to 7275 code for a protein of 2424 amino acids.
AUGAAGUGGACGUCUCCGAGCUCACUGCUAGCACUUUUCGCAGCAACUGCAGCAGGAUGGCCGUACGACGAGUCUCUUGUAGACUACAACCUCAACACAAACAAACAAGCCACCAACCCAGCCGAAUACUCGACAGAUGGGCCUGGAUACAAGUACACCCCCUCUCCGGAGAACUGGCGGUUUCCUGUAUAUACACUGUUUUUGGAUCGAUUCGUUAACGGUGAUCCUACCAAUGAUAACAUCAACGGGACACUCUUCGAACAUGACCUGAAUUCAAAUCAAAUGCGCCAUGGUGGUGAUGUUGUGGGCUUGGUUGACACGUUAGAUUAUCUUCAUGGAAUGGGCAUCAAGUGUAUCUAUCUAGCGGGAACGAUAUUGAUCAACCAACCAUGGGGUGCAGAUGGCUAUUCGACCUUAGACACUACUUUGCUUGAUCAACACUUCGGCAACAUCCAGACUUGGAGGGACGCAAUCUCGGAAAUCCACAGACGAGGCAUGUAUGUCAUCAUGGACAACACGAUCGCCACAAUGGGUGACCUGAUUGGUUUCGAGGGAUACUUGAAUACUACUACCCCUUUCUCUGUCAUGGAACACAAGGCGCUUUGGAAAACCGAUCGUCAUUACGUCGAUUUCCAGAUUGGCAACGAAUACAACGAAAACUGUGACUACCCUCGAUUUUGGAACGAAACUGGCUGGCCAGUUGAUCAAUCUGUUCGAGAUCAAUUGAACGGUUGUUACAACAGCGACUUUGACCAAUAUGGUGACCGUGAGGCUUUCGGUGUCUACCCAGACUGGCAGCGGCAACUGGCAAAAUUUGCUUCAGUUCAAGAUCGUCUACGCGAGUGGAAUCCUAGUGUUAGGGAAAGGCUGAUUCGACAUUCUUGCAUGAUCAUUGAGGCCCUUGAUAUUGAUGGCUUCCGGUACGACAAGGCCACACAGGCCACCGUGGACGCCCUUGGAGAAAUGUCGCUUGCAUAUAGAGAAUGUGCUCGCAAAGUCGGCAAGACUAAUUUCUUCAUUUCCGGUGAAAUCACUGGUGGAAAUACAUUCGGAUCCAUCUAUCUUGGUCGUGGUAGACAGCCCAACCAAUAUAUGGUGUCUGCGGUGGAUGCGAUGAACAUGACAAAUUCAUCAGACCAUCAGUAUUUUCUGCGCGAGCAUGGACAUGAAGCUAUUGAUAGCUCGGCUUUUCAUUAUUCGGUCUAUCGUUCUUUGACUCGAUUCCUUGGCCUGGAUGGUAAUUUGGCGGCAGGCUAUGACACUCCAGUAGACUGGACCGAUGCCUGGAACCUCAUGGUUGUCUCCAACGAUAUGAUCAACGCUAACACUGGAAAGUUUGAUCCUCGGCACAUGUACGGUGCCACGAACCAGGAUGUUUUUCGCUGGCCGGCCAUUGAGUAUGGGAUAGAGCGACAGCUUCUAGCUUUAUUCGUCACGACCCUGCAUCUACCUGGUAUCCCUAUCUUGCUGUGGGGUGAAGAACAGGCUUUCUAUAUUCUGGAUGCCACUGCUUCCAAUUACAUUUAUGGACGUCAAGCAAUGUCGCCUGCCACGGCCUGGAAGACCCAUGGUUGCUUUCAAUUGGCACCUUCACAGUACUACAACUGGCCAAUCCAGCGCGGCCGUGAAGGAUGUCAUGAUGAGACAGUCACGUACGAUCACCGAGAUCCGUCCCAUCCUGUCCGGAAUAUCAUCAAACAUAUGUAUCAGCUAAGGGAGAACUAUCCUGUCUUGAAUGAUGGGUGGUGGCUACAGAAGUUGUCCAAGCAGACGCGCGAGAUCGACCUACCUGGCUCUAAUGACACACACACUGAAAUUGGCAUGUGGUCAACCCUACGAGAUGUAGCGCCGGGUAUCCAGAAACUUGGUUCAGCAACGGAUAACCAACCAGUCUGGCUGGUAUAUCAGAAUGACAACCAUACCGUUGACUACAAGUUUGACUGUGGUAGCAAGGAAACGGCCUUGAUUUCUCCGUUCGCGAGUGGUACUACAGUGCGCAAUUUGUUCUAUCCGCAUGAUGAACAUACUCUCAAGGAUGGGCCGCAAAAGCUUGUGUUGAACAACUCGACGGCUCUCGGUGGCUGCCUUGAUAGCCUGACCCUUAAGCCGUUUGAGUUUCGCGCCUACGUUCCAAAAAAGAGCUUUGUUGGACCGCGACCGAUGGUCACCCAAUUUACUCCGGGCCAUGAUAUGCCACUUCUCUCAAGGGUAGCGCCUAACCAGGGUGAAGAGUUAGAUGUCAGCAUCCAUUUCUCUGCGGUGAUGGACUGCGACUCUGUCACGAAAUCGAUUAAGCUGGAAUCGACAACGGAAUCUGGAAAGACCCCAUCUAUCGAAUUGAAAAGUGUUAGUUGCAAAGAGACUCCGGCAAGUCCUACACAGUGGACGGGGCAGCUACCAGGCAUUUGGGUCUGGGCUGGGAAAUUGACUGGAGUUCACAACGGGAUUCAUCGGUUAACAGUUACCAACGCCAGCGACUCUACUGGGGCGAGCACAACGAACGCAGUGGAUCACUUUCUGUUUCGUGUUGGCCAACAGGACAAUCCUAUGGUGUUUACUUCUGCGAACUACUCAAGCAGUCUACUUCAUCAGUAUGACAACGGUACACUUUACAUUCAACAUCAUGCCGCUGGUGCCGACAAAUAUCGCUAUUCAACCAACUGGGGAAGUUCAUUUUCUGAUUGGAUGGUGUAUAGAGGCGGCAAUGAGACCAUCGAGGAGCUCCCAUGGUCUGGUACCAAGAAGCAAAAGUGGGAAGGCAAGCAUGUGCGCGUGGAGUACUGGAGCAAGUUGACUGGGAGCAGCGACUAUGUGCAGGAGGGUGAUUCUGGGUGGGCCUCAAGUCACCCACGGCGCUUCCCUCACCUCUUCUUCAACGGACCCUAUAAUCAAUACGGCUAUGAUGCUGGUCUGGACAACGUCGUUAAGUUAGGAAGUGAUGGCCUCUGGAGAUACCGAUUUAUGGCGGAAUGGCCAGCACAAGGCCAAUUCAAUGUCUGGGGCAUCAAUCCCGAUGGACAGCCUGAUCAAAGCUUUGUGUUAGGUGAUGCAGAUCAAGAUUCGGUUCUAGAUCGGAUGCCUCCCUCCUCCCUCAGUGCAACGCUGAUCAACAUCACCGACUAUCCCCCAUCGCCUCAUUUGGCGUGGAUACUGCACCUCGACGAUUCGACUCUCCGAUUUCGACUUGAACCCACGGGGUCCAGGGCAGUUCAAAUGGCAGUAUUCUUCCUACUCUGGCUCAUACCCGUCCUGACAGCUGCUGCAUGUGUGUAUGCAUUCAUGAAGUCAUUUUACCAAGUCAAAUUCAACCAAGUAGGAGUCAGCGAGAAGAAAACACUGGUUCCCCUCUGGCUCGGAAGAAGACUCAAGCACGGUAGUUCCGAGGAUGCUGAGCCCAUGAAUCCUCUCGUGCGUCUUGCCAACAAAUCAGGCUUUCUCCAGAGUACGUCGGCCUUCAACACAGCGGCAACCCAACGAAGGACUGUUCUGAUUGCUACGAUGGAGUACGACAUUGAAGAUUGGGCGAUCAAGAUCAAAAUCGGCGGUUUGGGCGUUAUGGCCCAGCUCAUGGGCAAGCACUUGGGGCAUCAGGAUCUGAUCUGGGUUGUCCCAUGUGUGGGCGGCGUUGAGUACCCGGAAGAUCAGCCCGCUGAACCUAUGUUCGUCACAGUUCUUGGAAACUCAUACGAAGUCAAAGUGCAGUAUCAUGUUCUGAGCAAUAUCACCUAUGUUCUUCUUGAUGCCCCUGUGUUUCGCCAGCAAUCGAAGGCUGAGCCCUAUCCUGCACGGAUGGAUGAUUUGGAUAGCGCCAUCUACUAUUCCGCCUGGAACCAGUGUAUUGCACAAGCGAUUGAACGCUUCCCUAUUGACUUGUAUCAUAUUAACGACUAUCACGGCUCAAUCGCGCCACUCUACCUGUUGCCACAGACAAUUCCCAUCUGUUUAUCACUUCACAAUGCCGAAUUUCAAGGGCUGUGGCCGAUGCGAACUCAGAAAGAGAAAGAUGAAGUUUGCUCAGUUUUCAACCUCGAUAUCGAUGUGGCAAGCCGCUAUGUGCAAUUUGGUGAAGUUUUCAACAUGUUACAUGCUGGCGCAAGCUAUCUUCGGCUUCAUCAACAAGGUUUUGGCGCAGUGGGUGUCUCCAGGAAGUAUGGAAAGCGCUCGUAUGCCCGGUAUCCAAUCUUCUGGGGCCUGAAGAGAGUCGGCAACCUCCCAAAUCCCGAUCCGUCAGACACAGGGGAAUGGAACCGGCAGCUGGCCAGAAACAGUGAUGUUCAAAUCGAUCCGGCCUAUGAGGCCCGCCGAGGAGAGCUCAAGCGUCAAGCACAGGAAUGGGCAGGACUGAACCAAGAUCCCAAUGCUGACCUUCUUGUGUUUGUUGGCAGAUGGUCUAUGCAAAAGGGCAUUGACCUUAUCGCUGACGUUAUACCUGCGGUUCUGGAAGCUCGCCCUAAUGUUCAGUUGAUAUGUGUUGGUCCAGUUAUUGAUCUUUAUGGUAAAUUUGCCGCGUUGAAGCUCGACUACAUGAUGAGACUGUACCCUGGACGUGUGUUUUCACGACCAGAGUUUACGGCACUUCCUCCAUUCAUCUUCUCCGGUGCAGAAUUCGCAUUGAUACCAUCUCGUGACGAGCCUUUUGGACUUGUUGCCGUUGAAUUUGGUCGCAAAGGUGCCCUUGGUAUUGGUGCACGUGUGGGUGGCUUGGGACAGAUGCCUGGUUGGUGGUAUAAUGUCGAAUCUACAACAACAUCUCACCUUCUCCAACAAUUCAAACUGGCGAUUGCAAGCGCGUUGAAUUCCAAGCCGAAAGUCCGAGCCAUGAUGAGGGCGCGCUCAGCAAAGCAACGCUUUCCUGUUGCCCAAUGGGUGGAAGACCUGGAAAUCUUGCAGACGACUGCCAUGCGAAUUCACGGCAAAGAAUUGGUCAAAUCAAAUGGACAGUCACUCACGCCAUCAGGGUGGACUACCCCAAGUGGAACAAUGACGCCCCCAAUUACAGGAACUGCGACACCGACAGGCAUUCAGACCCCCCCUCUCAUACACUCCCGAGAGCCAAGUGUCUCAAAUCUAAAUCGCCUCAGUUUGCUUGGUCCGCAACAACGCAAUACCAUCGUAUACAGCCGAGAUCCAAGCCCUGGUAUGGCCGAAAAGCCCAAGUCAGGGCUCAGUCGGCAAUUGUCGCUUGGGGUGAGGGCUGGGCCCGGGCAUCUGGAGCGUUGUGGUCGUCGUAAGGCCAGAAGAAAUCAGCUGUUGGGAAAUGAAGACAACCAGACUUCAAUCACCGAUGUUGAAUCCAGCAGCGAUGACGACAUUAUUCCCAGCUCCUACGGAGAAGAUGAAUAUACCUUGACACCUGAACAAGCAGAAGAGGGGCGCCAGAUGGAGGCUCCCCAGCAGCCGGGGCAAUAUGCAGCGUGGGCAGCUCGCGAGUUCUUUAAUACAAGACACUCAAGUCAGAGUUCGUUUGCCUCUCCUUUGUCUCCCACCAGCACUGGGGCUGCAGAACCGGACAACACUCUAGUCCCUCCUGCACGACGUUUGCUGGAGCCUGCCCAUCCAAGCCACCGACUCAGCAGUGCAUCAGUUCUCUCAGUCGAUUCAGUUGUUGGCGCCAAGAAGGAUUACAAACUCCAAAAGGUUGAUCCAUUCUUCACGGAUAGUACCGGCGAGUAUUACAAGAUUUUCGAGAAAAAGUUGGAAACUCUGAACGGCUCGAACAGUGAAUCACAGCUCUGUAUUGAAGAAUUUCUUGUCAAAAGUGAGAAGAAAUGGUUCGACAGAUUUCGGGAUGCAAGGCUAGGCCUCAAUCAACUUCCGGUUUCUUCUGUUGUCCACCCCAAACGUGAUGCUUCGCCGAACACUUCAGAUUCGAACGAGAUGGUAUCACAGGAGAGCGACAGUGAAGUCAACAUAAACGUUGAUGAAUUCUUCCUAGGCAGUGACUAUGUCCCCCCAAGCGGUCUGAAGAAAUGGAUGCAAGUACGAAUUGGUGAAUGGCCCGUCUAUUCAAUAUUCCUUGGUCUGGGCCAGAUUAUUGCGGCGAAUUCCUACCAAAUCACGCUCUUGACAGGCGAGGUGGGACAGACGCCAGAGAAGCUCUAUGGCAUUGCCACCACGUACUUAAUUACCUCUAUCAUCUGGUGGUUUUGCUUCCGCUACUUCAAGUCAGUGAUCGUUCUCUCAGUUCCUUGGCUGCUAUAUGGUCUUGCUUUCAUCAUCAUUGGUGUUGCACACUUUGAAAGCAACUCAUUUAGCCGCGGUUGGAUCCAGAAUGUGGGAAGUGCAGUGUAUGCUGCUGCGUCCUCCAGUGGCUCGAUAUUCUUCGCAUUGAAUUUUGGUGAUGAGAAUGGAGUACCUGUCAAACAAUGGGUGUUCCGUGCGUGCAUCAUCCAGGGCAGUCAACAGGCCUACGUGAUCGGCUUAUGGUAUUGGGGCACCACUCUAGCUAGAGCUGCAAACAGUGGGAUUGUUAAUCCUCAGGGGUCUAUCACAGAUACCUGGAGGAUAACUGCUAUCUGUCUACCCAUCGCCGUCUUUCUCUGGAUCGUCGGUCUACUUGUCUUCUUCGGCCUGCCGAACUACUACCGACAAACCCCUGGAAAGGUCCCCUCCUUUUACAAGUCGGUCUUUCGGCGAAAGAUCAUCCUGUGGAACUUUGCUGUGGUUAUCAUCCAGAACUUCUUCCUCAGUGCACCAUACGGGCGGAAUUGGAGCUUUCUUUGGAGCUCUAAGAAUGCCGAAGCAUGGCAAGUGGGAAUCCUGUGUGCUUUUUUCUUCGGCGUCGUCUGGGCGGCAUUGCUGUUUCUCUUCGGUUAUCUUUCCAAGUCACAUAGCUGGAUCAUCCCAGUCUUCGCGUGUGGCCUCGGGGCCCCACGAUGGGCCCAAAUGCUAUGGGGAAUCUCAGGGAUUGGUCAUUACUUACCUUGGGCCGGUGGGGAUGUAGGAGGGGCCUUGGUCUCUCGGAGCCUCUGGUUGUGGUUAGGAGUGUUGGAUUCCCUACAGGGCCUAGGGUUCGGAAUGAUCUUGCUCCAAACUCUGACCCGGAUACACAUAUGCUUUACCCUGCUUGCAUCACAAGUCCUUGGUUCAAUUGCGACGAUUUGUGCGAGGGCAUUUGCUCCGAACAAUAUCGGCCCUGGGCCAAUUUCACCAGACCUCACAGCCGGCGCCAGCUCGGUUGCGAAUGCUUGGUUCUGGAUCGCUAUAUUCUUCCAGUUGAUUAUUUGUGGUGGAUUCUUGUUAUUCUUCCGAAAGGAGCAACUCUCGAAGCCUUGA